UGUCUGGGUUGCGUUUGGGCAGAGGGGGGGAACAACUGGCCGGGCAAAGGAGGAGGAUGAGGCGGUUGAAGAGCUGUGGGGGAAGAAGCUGUGGCUUCUUAAACUUGCAAACGAUGUCACUUUUCGACGGUAGGUUGGUUACGAUGACAAGGUGAGUGACGUUCUGACCAGCCAGGAUGAACCAGACGAUGGAGAAGAUGGCCAAGAUGGGAGAAUCAGAGUAUACACACUUGAUCCGCGUGGCGUUUGGGCAGACGACCCCUCUGUCCGCCACCGACGCGGGCGACGAGACCCCCGACUUCUUCGACCCGACGCUCAACGACUCGCAGAAGGAGGCCGUGCGGUUCGCCCUGGCUGCGGGGGAGGUUGCUCUCAUCCACGGCCCGCCGGGCACGGGCAAGACGCACACGCUGAUCGAGCUGAUCCGCCAGCUGGUGCGGCGCGGGCUGCGCGUGCUGGUCUGCGGGCCGUCCAACGUCUCGGUGGACAACAUCGUCGAGCGCCUGGUGCCGCACGGGGUGCCCGUCGUGCGCGUGGGACACCCGGCACGUCUGCUUCCCUCGGUGCUGGACCACUCGCUCGAGGUGCUCACGCAGACCUCGGACGCCGCGGCCAUCGUGCAGGACGUGCGCCGCGAGAUGGACGAGAAGCAAGCCAGCAUCCGCAAGACGCGGACGGGCCGCGAGCGCCGUGCCAUCUACCAGGAUCUCAAGGAGCUGCGGCGCGAGUUCCGCGACCGGGAAGCCAAAUGUGUCGACAAUCUGGUCCGCGAGAGCAGUGUCGUCCUGGCCACCUUGCACGGCGCCGGAAGCCACCAGCUGCGCAACCAGCGCUUCGACGUCGUCAUCAUCGACGAGGCGAGUCAGGCGCUCGAAGCGCAGUGCUGGAUCCCGCUGUUGCCUGCUUCCAAGGUUGUCCUGGCGGGCGACCACCUGCAGCUCCCGCCGACGAUCAAGUCCGACCGACCGAAGACAGGCGACAGGGUCCAGACUGCGCUGGAAAGGAUGAUGGGCGAUCUCAGCGUGCAGGACGGGGAGGUCGCCCGCAAGAUUGCUCUGCAAACGACGCUGUUUGAUCGCCUGUUGGCGCUGCACGGCCCGGGCAUCAAACGGAUGCUGACGACGCAGUACCGGAUGCACGAGCGAAUCAUGCGGUUCCCCUCUGACGAAUUGUACGAGGCCAAGCUGGUCGCCGGGGAGGCCGUGCAGGCGCGGCUGCUGACGGGCUUACCGUACGAGGUCCAGGACACGGACGACACCCGCGAGCCCCUCGUCUUCUGGGACACGCAGGGCGGCGACUUCCCGGAGCGGAGCGAAGGCGACGAGAUGGGCAAUCGCCAAGCCCUCCUGGGGGGCGAGAGCAAGAGCAACGAGAUGGAGGCAGCCGUGGUCGCGCGCCACGUCGCCGCGCUGGUCGCCGCGGGCGUGCGGCCGGACGACAUCGCCGUCAUCACCCCGUACAACGGGCAGCUGGCGGUGCUGGCGCGGCUGCUGCGCGACAAGUAUCCGGCCCUGGAGCUCGGGAGUGUUGACGGCUUCCAGGGUCGUGAGAAGGAGGCUGUCGUCGUCAGUCUGGUGCGCAGCAACGCCGAACACGAAGUGGGCUUUCUGGCCGAGAAGAGGCGGUUGAACGUGGCCAUGACGCGGCCCAAACGCCAUCUGUGCAUUUGCGGUGAUUCCGAGACCAUCAGUCGGGGCAGCAGUUUUCUGAAACGAUGGAUGGCCUUUCUCGAAGAGCACGCAGAUCUCCGCUAUCCGGAUGCCAGCGAGCUGAUGUAGAGAUUCAAGACUUCUGGUUUGCAAUGGUCGCCAACACCAAAGCGCUAUGACUAGAGCAAAGAUUCAUUCUCUAUUUUGAAGGGCAAUGCAUCACUGUGUU
Messenger RNA from Penicilliopsis zonata CBS 506.65, 1878 nucleotides. RefSeq lists its product as hypothetical. Gene Ontology annotation, molecular function: 5'-3' DNA helicase activity; ATP hydrolysis activity. Bases 177 to 1778 code for a protein of 533 amino acids. NCBI's taxonomy places the organism in Eukaryota, Fungi, Ascomycota, Eurotiomycetes, Eurotiales, Aspergillaceae. The record is from RefSeq and is a predicted model, not a curated record. The transcript is spliced from 4 exons.